Messenger RNA from Diutina rugosa, 855 nucleotides. RefSeq lists its product as uncharacterized. The coding region runs from base 1 to 855 and encodes 284 amino acids. The record is from RefSeq and is a predicted model, not a curated record. The transcript has a single exon. Lineage: Eukaryota; Fungi; Ascomycota; Pichiomycetes; Serinales; Debaryomycetaceae.
AUGGCUCCGUCGGGAUCGUCGCUACUAGCGAGCCCGUUGACAAUAGUGUGCCGAGCCAGCUCGUUCCUCACACUCCCCGUGGCCCAUAUCCCUCCAGGCGAGGUGCUGGCGGCGCAAAUGCAGCUGCUCGAAGAUGCUACUUUCCUGAUGCUCUUGGUGUUUGGCCUGUUUGUACCGUGGUUCUUCAUACUCAAGUUCGAUUAUGACCCCCGCUACCGUCUCGUCAAUCUGUUGUUCUGUGACCUUGUGGCAACUAUGGCGUGGGCGCUUGCCUUCUGCCAGAACUUCCCGUUCAGUAAUGUGGUGUAUAUGGGGCUUGUUGCCGUGCCUUUAGCGAGCUACAUCAGAUUGGUGGCGGCCCAUUUCCGCCAGUUAAAGCUCCUCAAGUACCCCACUCACGUCAUUGUCGAUGCGAUCCCGUUACAGGACGAACGGGGGAUCCACUACCUGCAGUUGAUCUGCAUUAUGGUCGAGGUGUUGUGCUUGGAGAAAGGUCACCCGAUGGUCGUCCUCAGCUUGGUGUACACGUUUUUGUUGACGGCAGCGCUUCUUGCUUGGCCUCAGCUUCAAUGGGGCCCCGAGUUGCGGCUUAUCAACUUGCUUGGGUGCAUUAACGGGCACUACGGGACGCGUCUUAUCGAGGGCAGUACCGGUGGUGGUCCCCAGAAGCUCAUUACGUUUUACUGCUCGAUCUUGGCGGUGUUCCUCAGCUACCGCUUAGUGUUUAAAGACGUGUUGCGAGUAGCGGGCCUUAUCGAUGACGACAAUGAAACCACACCGCUGAAACCUCCCCGCAAACGCGAAGAGAAGUUUCUUGAUGAUUACGAGGUUAUAGACCCCUCGGUGGCGCCGUGA